AUGCUUGAUUACGCGGGUAUUAUAAGUUUGAAAAGGGAGCAAUUCCAUGUGAACAUCCGAAAACAAAGAAAUGAAAAACAGUUCAAGGAAUCAAGAAAAAAUUAUAUUCAAUUCCUGUUUUCUCAAUAGACAUAAAUGUAGGAGAUGUCCAAUUCGCUCCGAGAGAAACUUGAGAAAGGAGAAAAUCUUCAAGGAGAGGUCUUGUAAAUGAUGGUAGAUAAAAUUUUUGAUGUGCUGUAAAAGGAUAAUAAUCUAAAUCUGUUGGAUACAAUCGAUGCUGCAGUAUGGAUGUUGAAAUCGGUUGAUGAGUAGACUUACGAGGAUGAGUUAAGCGAUAAUUUGAGGAUGUUAAAAAUAGUGGAGAAGAUGAUACUAUAUUCAUAAGGAUAUGAGAUUGAUAAUGAGCCACUCAAUUCAUAGAUCAUUAUUUAUGCUGCUAAAUUCCUGAAAUAUUGGACUUAAAUGGAGGAUAAAUCAUUAAAUCUUAAGUUUGGGGAAAUGGCAGAAACAGUGUAUUUCUUGUUAAGUAAAUAAGAAUAGAUGUUUAUCAAGAGAGGUGCAGAUAUAUUGUAUAACAUGGCAUUAAUUGAUAAUGGCUAGAUUUUAAUUAAGUUACAUGAGCUAUUAAUUUUUGGUCAGAAAUUAGUGAACCAAUUUGCACUAUCUUAAAUACAAGUCAUAAUACAAAGAAUAGUUUUAUAAACAUUUUUAGAUUAAGAUAAGAAUGGAUAGCAGUUAUAUAUCAAUUUUAACAUGAUUGAAAAUCAAUAACAAAUUAGCUUUUUUAAUUUAUUGAUAAAUUAGGUGUUGGAAUCUGAACAACAGAAUCGAAAAUUGUUUAAGAAUUAAAUGCAUUUGGUUCAGCAUAUACUUGAUUAUUAUUAAUCAGAUAAUGAAUAAAUCUAUGAAGAGUUCAAGCAAUUACUAAUUACAUCUCAAUUUUCAGUUAAAUUGAAAAAUCUCUGGCUAUUUCAUAAAUGGAAUUCCAUAGCAACCAUAGCACAUGAAAUUUAGACGCAUUUAGAAGAAUAAUAACUAUGA
Paramecium tetraurelia is the source of this 1041-nucleotide messenger RNA. RefSeq lists its product as uncharacterized. The record is from RefSeq and is a predicted model, not a curated record. NCBI's taxonomy places the organism in Eukaryota, Ciliophora, Oligohymenophorea, Peniculida, Parameciidae. The transcript has 4 exons.